AUGUAUCUGGCCAGGCAGGCUAUGGAUAAGAUCAAGGUGCCAGGUGGGCUGCCGUCUUAUAUGGGAAUCCAGCAGGGAAGAAAUGAGGAUUUUGGAGCGUUUCUAGAUAAGGGCAGGAUAAAGGCACAGGCUGAGGCUUCCCAGAAUCAAGUGUUAGCAGCUCUUGCACCCUUACAAGCGUCUGCGGUAACCAGUGCAGGCCCAAGCACCUCUUUUAAAUGUUUCCGGUGCGGCGUUAAAGGACAUUUGCGACGGAAUUGCCAAGCUGUCGGUGUGUGGUGCCAGAACUGCCGCUCGGACAACCACAACACCGUCACCUGCCGUCGCCGGUCAAGAAACCUCCAGCCCAGCGCAAGAAAGAACAGCGGCCGCGCUCCGAUACAAGCUGCCGUUCCCAGCCAGCGGCCGCCUGCCCCCCCGCACACGUCUCUCGCCGCGUUGUCGGUCUCUACGGCCCCCCCGCCCUCUGCUUCGCCCACGUCGUUCUCUGCGCCUCGCCGUGCCGCCCCCCCCUCGUCGUGCGCGGCUGCGUCUGUGCAGCCCGUGUAUAACGUGGUUAAAGACGCGGAUGGACCGAAACCAGAGGAUCGUUGUGACCCAGGUCCUGUAGAUCCAGAAAGCGAAUCGGACGCAUUUUCUCUUGAUACUUUGUUUGGAGCAGGAAUGACAAAUUUCCCUACAGCGUACUGUGAUGUCUUAGAACAAGGCAGAAAAGAAACAAUAUUAAGAGGUGAUGCUGACACGUUGCAAACCUUUCCUAAUCAGGUCCCCCAUUUGGAAUCCCUGCCUUGUGAGGCAGUGAAGGAGCUAAGGGAGUCAGUGAGAACAUACGGAGUUCAGUCAGCCUUUACAUACAAUCUUUUGGUUGCAAACAGUGACAGUUGCGCUAUGACCCCUCACGAUUGGAAAACUGUGUUAAGAAUGAUCCUCUCUGCUAUGCAAUACGCUGUGUUUAUGAUUGAAUACCGGCUACAUAAUUUGACUGAUACCUCUUUGCCUCAAAUUGGGACACAUCCAUGUGGCACAGCACCUCUUCAACUGUGUCAGACAAAUGUCACUCACAUUCCUGAAUUUGGCUGUCUAAAAUAUGCACAUAUAACAAUAGAUACUCAUUCUUCUUAUGUAUUUGCCACAGCACAUACAGGUGAACACAGUCAUGACACCCGUAAACACUGGUUAUCUGCUUAUGCUGCUAUGGGAAUCCCACAUACUACAAAAACAGAUAAUGGGCCUGCAUAUACCUCUAAGGCCACUCAAACUUUCCUCCAAGAAGGGUGUGUUAAACAUACUACAGCCAUUUCUCAUUCUCCCACUGAACAAGCUAUCACUGAUCACAUUUAUCAAACACUGAAAUCCAUUCUUAUUAUUAAACAAAAAAGGGGGAAUAUGGGAGACACACUACAAGAAAUAUUAUGCAAGGUUUUGCUUGUUUUGCUUGUGCUGAAGUUUUUGAAUCGUGUUCAUACAGAUACAGCUUAUGUGGAUCAUCAUUUUGAGGCUUCCCCAGUGCAAAGGAACAGCCUAUGGUUAUGUUUGAGUAUUGUCAAUCGAGGCCUUGAUUGA
Molecule: messenger RNA, 1563 nt
Organism: Coturnix japonica (Japanese quail)
Lineage: Eukaryota; Metazoa; Chordata; Aves; Galliformes; Phasianidae
Source: RefSeq, a predicted model, not a curated record